Messenger RNA from Carassius gibelio (silver crucian carp), 4931 nucleotides. RefSeq names its product oxysterol-binding protein-related protein 11-like. The transcript has 13 exons. Gene Ontology annotation, molecular function: sterol binding. Bases 346 to 2469 code for a protein of 707 amino acids. The record is from RefSeq and is a predicted model, not a curated record. Lineage: Eukaryota; Metazoa; Chordata; Actinopteri; Cypriniformes; Cyprinidae. Gene Ontology annotation, cellular component: cytosol; membrane; intracellular membrane-bounded organelle.
GUAAAAUUAAAAUAUACACUAAAAAUAUUUUAUUAUUAUUGAUGUGAGCAAUAAGCUAUGCAUAUAAUAAAUAUAACCAAAUAAUUCCGUUUAUGAAAAAUGCGGUUAAAUGAAUGUGUUUUAGACUUCCUCCUGUCACAUGAUGCGGCUCGCGAAUGACUUCAUGCUCUGUCAUGGCUGCACGAGACAUAAACAUGCCAGUGGUUCUGUGAUUCAGAGCAUUAAACCAGUGCGAUGAUUAAAGCAGCGGUCACAACAAAUCAUUCUGACUUUAGGUUAUGAACUGUGUUUUGUGCGCCAGGUGAAGUGAUAGCGGAGUUGGAGAUCACAGGAAAGGAUCCGAUCAUGCAGACUGAAGCCGUGCUGGAGCAUCAGAGCUCCUGUAGGACGGGCUCCAAACCCUGGCAAUACAGUGAUCUGAUGGAAAAGGUGGAUGGGUAUUUAAUGAAGUACACCAAUCUUGUGACUGGAUGGCAGUAUCGAUAUUUUGUGCUCAACAAUGAGGCAGGACUGCUGGAGUAUUUUGUGAAUGAGCAGUCCAGGAAUCAGAAGCCCAGGGGCUCACUGCCAUUAGCUGGUGCGGUGAUUUCCCCCAGCGAUGAAGAUUCACACACGUUCACUGUCAAUGCCAUCAGCGGAGAGCAAUACAAACUCAGAGCCUCGGAUGCAAAGGAGCGACAGCACUGGGUCAGCCGACUGCAGAUCUGUGCGCAGCACCACACGGAGGCGUUGGGCAAAACAAACCCACCACUUCAGACUUGCAGUCUCUCCAUGGCAUCUCAGGGCAGUGGCAGCUCUCCAGGAUCUCAACACAGGGUCAACCAGAACUCAAAUGCCCUGCUGGGGCUGUCCCAGCUGCAGCGCAGCUCAUCUCUUUACUCCAGCAGAAAGUCGCUCCUGCCUGAUCACUUGCUGGAGGCCAGAGAGAUGAUGAGCCAGGCGCAGGGCCAGCACAGAGACCUGAUCCAGAGUAUUGAGGGUCUGCCCUCCUCCCAGGGACCCUCUCCUUUAGACCAAGACUUGCUGCUGCUGAAAGCCACCUCUUUGGCUACCAUGACCUGCCUCAGCGACUGCCUGCAUAUCCUGCAGCUCCAACAAGUGGCUCGACAGAAAGCUCCUCUUGGUGGCCAUGCCUUCGAGUGGCUGGAACCAAAACUUCCUGACAUCCUGAAGAAUGGAGGGACGCUGCCCAGCAUCACAAAAGAUGAUGAUAAAACAGAGGAAACUGUUCUGGAACCUUUAGAAAUGGACUCUUGUGAUAUUGCUUGGGAGCAGGAAGAGAUUGAUGCCACACAAGAGGUAGAUGAUUCAACUCCAGCCGAGGAGGAGGAGCUGAGUGCUGUUGAAGAGGAGCGCAGCAUCAUUCUGCACCUCCUCUCUCAGCUCAAACUGGGCAUGGACCUCACCAGGGUGGUCCUUCCCACUUUCAUUCUGGAGAAGCGCUCCCUGUUGGAAAUGUAUGCAGACUUCAUGUCCCAUCCGGACCUUUUUGUCGCCAUCACUGAUGGCUCCAGCCCAAUGGACCGCAUGGUCCGAUUUGUGGAGUAUUACCUCACUUCCUUCCAUGAAGGUCGCAAAGAUGCCAUUGCCAAGAAGCCCUACAACCCCAUCAUCGGUGAGACCUUCCACUGCUCUUGGAAAAUACCCAAGGUGACGACACCUCCAACAGUUUCGAACGAAGGGACCUCAUGCGCGUCGGACUGCUACAGUGUCCGUUUCGUGGCUGAGCAGGUUUCCCAUCAUCCACCUGUGUCCGGCUUCUAUGCAGAAUGCCAGGAGAGACAGAUGUGCGUCAACACACAUGUGUGGACCAAGAGCAAGUUCAUGGGCAUGUCCAUUGGCGUCUCUAUGAUCGGAGAAGGUAAUCUACACCUAUUGGAGCAUGGUGAAGAAUACACCUUCAGUCUGCCCUCUGCUUAUGCCCGCUCUAUCCUCACUGUGCCCUGGGUGGAACUGGGAGGAAAGGUCAAUGUCAACUGCACCAAGACAGGCUACUCUGCAGUCAUCACCUUCCAGACAAAGCCUUUCUAUGGGGGCAAGCUGCACAGAGUGAAUGCGGAGGUCAAACACAACCCCACCAACUCCGUGGUGUGUCGAGUGCAGGGUGAGUGGAACGGCGUGCUGGAGUUCACCUACACCAGCGGAGAGACACGUGUCUUAGACGUUACCAAACUCCCGGUCACCAGAAAAAGAGUACGACCCAAUGAGUUGCAAGGACCCUACGAAUCUAGGCGACUGUGGCAGCAUGUGACGGAGUCUCUGAAGGAAAGGGAUAUGGAUAAAGCCACAGAACACAAGCGAUUCCUGGAGGAAAGGCAGAGGAAAGAGGAGAGGCAUCGUGCAGAGACACAGACAGCAUGGAGGACCAAAUACUUUGAGCGAAAAGGUGAAGGCUGGGUGUAUUACCAACCACUGUGGAAAACAGAGGCCCAUAGCUCUUCCCCGGUCUCUCCUCCACAAAACCCAUGACCUCUGACCUUUUAAACCCUGAGUCCAGGCAUUGUACAGCAUCCUGCUGCAGUAAACCUCUGCUCCGGUGUGCCCUCUCUCACUGAUGAAGACAUAUGCUGUCCUUUGUAUGAUUCCUGAAACGUAUCUUCAGUUUGAGUGUUUGUAACAUGCUUUGUGGACUUCUGGGUUUGCACUAUGACGUUCAUAUUUUGCAUCCCUCGAUUGUUGUAGAACUACACAGUGAAUGAUUUCUUCAAUCCGCACACAGAUAUUGUUUGUUGAUGUUGCCUUAACGAGUGUGGUAUGUAACGAAUGGCUGAGUACGGCGUGACCGCUCUUAACAUGGGAUCGUCUUCGAGUUGAACUUCUGAAUCUUACCAUACCUUGGUGUUGACCACGGUGCGGGCAAAGGUUUCUGAUUCUUUUAAAAUCGUACUGACUUAUCAUGACUUAUAUGAUAUCAAAUGAUAUUUAAUAUUAGGGGAGCUCAUUCAAGUAGGUGAGGUUCAAAGGACAGGCUGCUAGCUGCGGUGUUAUUGCUUAGCCAGACGCAGCUGGAGUCCCGAUAAAAGAGAGAAACCAAUGGCUUGGCUUUCGUAUUAUACCGUCUUUUUCUCAUUCUCGCUCUGGUAAAUGAAGCUUGCAGGUGCUAUACACAAAAUCUGGGCCAGAUGGAAGUGUUGAGGUCGAGGCCUGCUCUUCUGUUUCUGCUUGAUGUUCAGUGAACAAUUACAUUGGCUUUAGUUUAGAUAUUCAACCCUCCCAAAAAUUCUGUCUUCACCCUCAUGGCAUUUAAAAUCUAAAAGAAUGACUUUUUUCUGUGGAACACAAAGAUAUUUGUUAAAUGUUUUUUUUGUGUGUGUUGUUCAUACAAUGAAAGUCAAUGGGGUAUACAGUAAGAUAUACAGGUUUAUAAUGAUAUAAGGUUGAAGUAAUGUAACCGAAUUUUUAUUUUUGGAUGAACUGUUCUUUUAAUGCUUAUGCACUUUAACAGUUUAAACCUAGAAAAAGAGCUAGUUUAAUAAUCUACUCUAUAUGCACAGCAAUAUGUGUAAAUGCAACCCGAUUAGACAGUAUUAUUGGAGAUACAGUAAGCUCUGUCAGACACCAAUCUGAUCGGUCCAAGUUAUGCAGUUUAAUUUCAUUUGAGUUCCACUUUGAUUCUACCUCGAUUGACAUUGAUAACAUUAAAGGGUAAGUCACACUUAUGUUGUUCUAUGUAGUCCAUAUAACAUGUGAGCUACAUUACAAGUCUUCUGAAGUCAUGCAAUGCUCUUAAAUGUCAGUCUGAAUAACAGACUGAAGUUUAUGCUAAUGACUGAUAUUUGGCUUUGAGUUUAGUAGUGGCACAUCUAGAUGCCUAGAUCUAAAUCAGCUUAGAUUUCAGGCUUGCUGCUGAAGAAAAAAAAAAAACACCUAAAACCAGUUGAUUUAGACAUCUUAGUUUGUCUGACUGUAAGACCAGCUAAAACUACCGAACUAGGUAAGGCUGGUUUUUCAGAAGACAGUUGUAUCCAAGUUUUAUAGAGCACUUUUAUGGUGUUUUAUGGAAUUCCGAGGUAUAGGUCACAAUUCACUGGAAAAGAGCAGCUUGGACAUUCUGCAUGUCAUCUCCUUUUGUACUUCAUUGAAAAUAAGAAAAUAAUAUGGUUUUUGGAACAACAUGAGGGUGAGUAAAAGAUGGCAGAAUUUUCAUUUUUGUGCAAAGUGUUUCUUUAAGCGCAAUCAGAUGUGUUGAUACACCUGUUCCUUUCUUUUUUGUCAAAUUUGAGUUUUCAGAGUUCUUUAAGAUUUUGUGUUCAGAUACUUCAUUGUUCAGUUUGCCAGCGGGGAACAGUGGGAGUGCUGCUGGCUGAAGUGUUGCAUCUCUCAUAUAAUCUCUGCUUCAGCCCUGGCAUUGGUUGUGCUGAGAAACUUGUGGUGCCUUAUUUGUGUUAGUUUUCCUCCCGUUCCACCUCACAGCCGUCAGCUUUCUCUUCAGACUGAAGCCACAGCCUUUGUACAUAUCUUCUUUCAUUUUCCUGUCAGCAAAAUACAGAAAUCCCAUGAAGCAUUUGGUACAUCAGCUGUGCUCUCCACUCAAGUCAUUCUGCUGAGCCAUCAACUGCACUGAUGUUUUAAAUACACUCCCCAUAGCCUCAGAAAAUAUGAUUGAAAAAAUAAAAUUGUUAAUAUAUUGGAGGAUGUCAACUGUUAGUCAACUUUUUCAUUUGAGACUUGAUGACUCUGUUUGUGUGGUAUCAAGAUAUGAAGGAAGUUCCACGGCUAGUUAAAAUGUUCUGCAGUGUGACAUGUUUUUUUAGCAUUAUGCAUGCAGCUUUAUGAGCUCAUAUUAAGACAUUGAAUGUUUUGUACUUCAUGAACAUUGAUUUGUCACAUUGAAGGAUCAUUUAAACUAAUCUAGAAAAGGGCAAAACUAAAGAGCAUUUUUCUGUCUUUAGAGUAAAAAAUUAUAAUAAAGGUAAUUGUAUUUCUCACAA